Magnolia sinica is the source of this 1771-nucleotide messenger RNA. Its product is annotated as UNC93-like protein 3. Lineage: Eukaryota; Viridiplantae; Streptophyta; Magnoliopsida; Magnoliales; Magnoliaceae. The transcript is spliced from 10 exons. The coding region runs from base 331 to 1635 and encodes 434 amino acids. Gene Ontology annotation, biological process: potassium ion homeostasis. The record is from RefSeq and is a predicted model, not a curated record.
CUCUACGCGGGAAUAAAAUAAAAAAAGAAUAAAAAAAGAAAAACUCUAAAAAACCCCAUUUUCCAAUUUGAAAAUAUUGCAAUAUUUUAAUCUACCAAACAUGCAUAUUCAAACCUCAUAAAUCGUCUCUCUCUUCGAUGAUUUCAAGCUCUAACCAUAUUAAAAAAUCCCAUUCAGAAAAUCAAAACAAUCUCAAAUCCAUUUGCUUUCGUAUGUCCUCUACCUCUCAUGAAUCUUGCCGGCAACCAUCGCUCCUUUUUUUUUUCUCUAUUUGAUUCAACCGACUGAAGAAAUCGAAUUGCAAUUGAGAUAGAUUCAUUUUCCAUUGCCAUGGAUUCCGUCGAUUCCCGUGAAGAGGAAGCACCGCUUGUUGCUGCUGGCGAGCCGCUGAUAAACCAUGCAAGAGAUGCUCAUAUCUUGAGCUUUGCAUUCCUGUUCAUAUUCAGCGCCUAUGGCGCAGCGCAGAAUCUGGAGAGUACAGUGAAUACGGAGCAAGACUUGGGAACUACUUCAAUGGGAAUAUUGUAUCUUUCGUUCACUUUGUUUUCAUUAGUGGCUUCUCCCAUGGUUAGGAAUCUGGGAUCAAAGAACGCUUUGGUUCUCGGCACUACUGGUUAUUUGUUGUUCAUCGCAUCGAAUUUGAAACCGUCCUGGUAUACAAUGGUGCCUGCUUCUGUAUACCUUGGUUUUGCUGCAUCUUUAAUUUGGGUUGGGCAGGGAACAUAUCUCACUUCUGCUGCUCGAAGCCAUGCAAAAGAUUGCCAUUUACAUGAAGGAACAGUCAUUGGUAACUUCAAUGGGGAAUUUUGGGGGAUGUUUGCAAGUACACAGGUCAUCGGCAAUUUACUCACUCUAGUGCUGUUGAAAAAUGGAAAGGAAGGUGAAAGCAUCAGUGGCACAACUUUGUUAUUCACUGUCUUCCUUGGGAGCAUGAUAUUGGGUACCAUAUUAAUGUGCUUCUUGCAUAAAAGGGAUGGAAAUGGAGAUCUUCAAAAACAGUCUGCCAGUUUCAGCUCUUCUGUUGGAUCACUAUUGAUGUCGGUUAUUUCGCCUCUGUGCGACAAAAAAAUGCUGUUGAUUAUCCCUCUUCUUGCCUAUUCAGGAUUACAGCAAGCAUUUGUGUGGGCUGAAUUCACUAAACAUGUUAUAACACCAGCACUUGGGGCGUCAGGCGUUGGUGGUGCAAUGGCAGUAUAUGGGGCUGCUGAUGCAAUAUGUUCAUUGGUUGCUGGGCGUUUUACUUCUGGUCUAUCUUCAAUCACUCUGAUCGUUUCUGGUGGAGCUUUUCUUCAGAUGCUUGUACUCUUAUGGCUUUUGCUGAAAUACAGCUUAACUAGUGGAAUACUCGGGUAUGUAUAUCCACUGCUCAUGAGCGUCAUAUGGGGCGUGGGCGAUGGGGUUUUCAAUACGCAGAUCAAUGCAAUUCUCGGAAUGCUCUUCAGGCGCAACACGGAGGCGGCAUUCGCGCAAUUGAAGGUCUGGCAAAGUGCUACGACGGCGGUCGUGUUCUUCAUCAGCCCACUCAUCACAAUGCAUGCAAUGCUGUUGGUGAUGGUGGUUGGACUCUGUAUUUCGAUGGCCGGGUUUCUCAUCCUAAUACUUCACGUAGAAAAAGCCUUCUCUUCUGGAUCUUGACGUCGUCCACCGGUUUAUUUUUCCUGCAAAAUUGUGGUGAUAUGUAUAUCGACCUGAUCAGUGUGAUCGAUGGUCGAGAUUGGAUGUUUUUCUUUUUCCCCGUAUAUGUGGUCUUAAGAUGAUGUAAUUUUGAGAA